Messenger RNA from Carica papaya (papaya), 960 nucleotides. Its product is annotated as putative transcription factor At5g61620. Gene Ontology annotation, molecular function: DNA binding. Gene Ontology annotation, biological process: response to ethylene; response to gibberellin. The record is from RefSeq and is a predicted model, not a curated record. Lineage: Eukaryota; Viridiplantae; Streptophyta; Magnoliopsida; Brassicales; Caricaceae.
AUGGUGAAAGAGUCAGCAAGGAAGUGCGGCCAUUGUGGGCUAAAUGGUCACAACUCAAGGACUUGCAAUGGCAAUGGCGGUGACAAGAGUUCUUUCAGACUAUUUGGUGUGGAUAUAGUGGAAAAUAAAGAACCCGCCAUUGUCAAGAAGAGUCAGAGCUUCGGAGAUCUGCAACCUCUAGCGGACAAACAUGAAGCUACUGAUUCUGGGUAUUCUUCAGAUAGCCAAAUUAAUUCCAAGAAGCGUUCAGAAAGAAAGAAGGGAAAUCCAUGGAGUGAGGAGGAACAUCGUUUAUUUCUAAAUGGAUUGGAAAAGAUGGGGAAAGGUGACUGGAUAGGAAUUUCAAAGAAAUUUGUCAAGACCAGAACACCAACCCAGAUUGCUAGCCAUGCCCAGAAAUAUUUUCUCUUCCUGGCUUCCAAAGAUAAGAGAAAACGAAGGACAAGCGUCUUUGAUGUCGCCCUAGAACAAUCUGAACCAAAAGUUGAAGAUUCUUCGGAUGGAACUCCAGAAACUCUGCCACAAACUAACGAGGGAAUGCCAGUUCUGGAAGCGGCUAAUGCAGGAGCAACAUCCAUGCAAUCAGCUAAUACAGUGGGAAUUACACAGCAGGCUAGUAAUAGUCCAUCAGGUCCAGUGCCAACCCAUUUCCCACUCUUUCCUCUGAUUCCAGCUUCUGCUAUUUCAAAUUAUAGGAGAAAUGGAGGGAGGAAAAUAUUGAUGCCCUUACCAUCUCCAUAUGUGACUGUAAUGAACAACGGGAUACCUAUUCGUUAUGUCCAGCUGGCCCAAAGCUCAUGGAAUGGAAGAGUGAGUCUUCAACCAAUCUCAGCUGGGCCUGCAACUUCAAUAUCAUCAUCUUCAAGAACAGACCCCCUGGAACUUACACUGAAUGGGCCCUCUAACCCUAAUUCGCAGACAAGCAACACUCACCCAAAUGACGUCAUCAAUGCCCAAUGA